AGAGUGCCUCUUAGAGAUCCGACUUGCGGCUAGCUGGUCGAUAGACUGAUCACCUAUCGAUCCUUCUUCCCGUCGCCGAACGCAGUCCCAGACGUACCCUUUCCCCGCCGGCUUGAAUUACGGAUGGAUUUACUGGCAUUGGCCUCGCCAGCUGGAGCAACUCACAUUGUUGUCCAGACCACCGAACCGUUUCUGUCGCAGCCACCCGCGACGUAAGUAAAGUUUUUUACAACCAUUAAACCUCUUCUGCCUCUCCAUUCACCAGCCCGCCCUGACGAACAAGUAAUUUCUGAAUCACCUCGAGUCAGUUCAGCCCGGCCGAGACAUGGCGACAAGGAUGGGAUUAAAGGGCACGGUGAGGGAGAAGAACUUAAUUGGGUGCUGCCCCUGGCGCACCAGGAACCGCCACGUAGAGAAUGCUAACAAUCUAUGGGCGCAUAUCGCUUACCACCAGGCGGUAGAAGGGGAGGAAAGAAGUAUUGAGGGUUACUUCUCCGUAAAAAGAGAAGAGGCCAUGGUGAAAGAAUGGAGAACAAAGCUAUCCCUAGGGGAGUUCGGAUGCAUAAUGGGGAGCGACCGGGUUUAUUAUCGGCCCCCGGAGGAAACAUCAACAAUAUCUCUCGCCGGGGUGAAAGCGCGGAAGGCAGAAAAGCUGACCCCCGCUCAGGAGUUUGCCCAAUGCACCCGAUACUUAAAGGGGGGGGGGAACCACCCCCACGGACUGGUUCAACUGUCCGGAUUUGGUGCCCGAGUCGCGGGGCCAUGAGCUCCUCGUUCAGCUACGGGAGGAUUUAGAAACUAAGGGUAGUCACAAGCCGAAGUGGGGUCUAAUUAAAUGGAAAAAGGGAAAGAUGAUAAAUGUGCUGUUCCGUGCAGUAAUGGGCCUACUGAGGGAAUACGCGAAUCUGGAGGCUCAGAUGUAUACUGCGGGAAAGGAGUCGCUGGAGCGGACAGCGAAGGGCUCCGGAGCAGCGUUUGUUAACAAUGCUAGCUGCAUGAUGCUGCUAGCAGAAAAUGGCGCCAAAAGAAGCGCGAGCUACCUGGGGAACCCGGAAAGGAGGGGCGGAGUUAUGGAAGACCCGGCGGGAAUUCCCUUGGUGACUCCACCCCCUGAGGUGACGUCGUUCCCUGCAACCAUGCCUCUUUACCAUGGGGAGGGGGCAAUGGGAGGAGGGAUAUACCCAAUGCUCCCAGAUGCAGAAUUUAACCCUCUCUCUGCCGCAGCGUACCCGAUAGCUGUGAUGAAGCAUGUUGAGGAUGAAGAUGGUGCUACACGUACCACCACUAUCUCUCGUACACGCACCAGACCAGAGAUACAAGAGCUUUGUAAAGAAUCCAAAAUAAGGCCGGAAGAAACCUUGGCCAUAUGGUUAGGAAGACUGAUAGCGGAAUUUGGAUUGGACCCUCUGGAUAAGGAAGAAGCGAGUGCCCUGACACAACAAGCAGCGUGGAGUGGAGGGCGCGCUACUGAUUUGAAUGUGGUCAUGGACAGUGCCCGCUGGCCCAUCCCACUCCCGGCGCUUGUGGUAGGACAGGUAACCCACAAAUUUCACACCUGGCACGAGGGUUGCCCGAAGAAGGCUACUGCAGAACAACUUCUCCUGGCUAUAGUUGGAGUGUUGUAUCUCUCAUGGAGCCCAAGAACAAAUCCAAUGGGACUAACAGCAGUCCAGCGAAAAGAGAGAUGGGCUCAUCGUCACCUAUUGGACCCUGGGGCAAUUCCAACGCCCUUGGAAGCUAUAGAUGCCUGCGUGGGGGUAUACGGAGGAGUGAAUGCUGUUACACUCUGACUCUUCUUGAACCCGAUGGCAGGUCAACCAAUGGGAAGUCUUUUAGGCCAUCUCCCACGAUUGCAGGCACUUAUGAAGCAAGAUGAGGAAGCUUCUAAUGACACAAGGGAUCGACCUUCAGCGUACCUGGCUGCAACAUUGAGGCCUAGGCAUCCAGGGUAUACCCCUCAGCGAGAGCCAUGGGGGUCACCUCCAAGGACCCCAAAAGAAAGAACCUCAAAGGAAGGAACUCUGAAGGAAAGAACUAUGUUCAGAUUUCUUCUCGCUCACACCGGACUAACGAAGGCUCAAUUGAGAAUUUUGGGAGACAAGGCCCAGACCAGUAUGGCUGAAGCAUUGGGAUUUAAUUUUGAGGAUCCGUCAAAAAAUGAGUAAUGGCCGUCGGCUCCACUGGAGGCCUUCCUCAACUCAGACCUGAUCCUACUGAUUCUUGACCAUAUGCUGAACUCACUGUUUACAACCCUACCGAUCCGGAUGACAAACAACAGGUAUCCUUCCUUCUCGAUACUGGAGCUCAGACCAAUGUGAUUACCUCAAUGAUACCUCAUGAAAAGACCACCAAGAUGAUCAAGGUACAAGGGCUUAAUGCUAUCACCAUCACAACGAAGGUCAAGUUUUGGGUUCAGGACCACCGAUAUCCCCUAAAGGCCGUUCUAGGGGGCAUCAACAUUUUAGGAAUCCCCGGGAUAAAAACGCUUGACCUUAAGGAACAAGUGCUACAGGCGUUACCCGUAAUUAUCCCAGAGCAGGACUGGCAUUGACCAACGCUUCGUGACACUUCCACCUGGCGAUAUCGGCCAAUCCCAACUAAGGAUUCUCUGAAACAGUCCCUUACUAACCUUCUGCAGCGACUUGAGCGACGAGGCUGUAUUAAGACCGUAACAGCCAGCACCUACCUAUCAUCAGGAUGGGGAGUGGUGAAGCCUGGGAAGCCUAAUGAAGCCCGGUUGGUUGUAGACUAUCGAGAAGUCAAUAAAAGAUGCUAAGUACUUCAACAACCUAAUCCGUCUACUUUGCCACAGUGUAUGUUUGAGAUAGCACAGUUCCAGGAAAGUCCAUGGGUCAGAGUUACAUUAGAUCUGAAAAAUAUGUUCUUUUCUAUCCCAAUAACUGACCCAGAGGGAAUACUGAAUAUGUGUAUUGAUGGCAUCAUGUACAGGUGGACAGUUUGUCCGCAAGGUUAUCUCAACGCUCCAUCGUUAGCCACUGGUGCCAUGAAUAACACCCUGAAGAAUUUUCGAGCCUUGCACUCUCUUCCCUCAGAAAAAGAAUUAAAAAUUUGGAGUUAUGUUGAUGAUAUUGCCAUCAUGGGUCGUGAUAGCUCUGUAGUUGCCAGAGUAGUAAGCCAACUGGUUGCUCACCUUCAAAGUGAGGGAUGGACAAUCAACGAGGAAAAGUCAAGCCUACAUCCUGUAGAUGACAUUACGUUCCUUGGCACUCGAUACACCAGUUCCAUCCGCCACGGAGUCUCGCGUGAGGGUCCUAACAUCGAUCCACUAAAAACGUUCCACCCUGUCACUAAGAGGCAUUUUCAACAGCUUUUGGGUCAUUUAAAUUGGUAUCGACAUUAUAUUGGACCUAGUGAUCUGGCACUCCUCGCUAAAUUACAACGACAAAUUCGUGACAAGUCCCAAAAGUCCACGCCUUGGACGGAAAAGGAUCAGCAGAAUCUGCUUCGCCUGCUAACCACGGUUAAAGGUACACAACUCCAUGCCAUCGAUCUGGGUGAGUCACUAACUGUAACCCUUGGAUUCACCACCAACCACGUGUGGGCUGUCGUGCACAACCCCCGCGAUGAGUUAGUAUACACGGCCCAUAAGACGCUCCAAGCGGCGCAACAUUGAUAUGGAGCUAUGGGAAAGAUUCUCCUAGCUGAACAACUGGUGGAGCCGUUAGCAAGGGGGCAUGGGACAUUGCGCGCUCCUGGUGCCACAUUGUUACACUUGCUGGACGCGGGAAGAAUCGACCCACAUUUUCAAGGGGAGUCUAAGACCUGGAAUACGCUAGUACUUUCCCACCAUUAUAAUUGGCAUUGUUGGAGGUUGGAGGACAUGGUACCUGAUCCAAGCCCAGAAGAUGAGGAAAAGGUUCCUACACUGUAUGGAACUUCUGCCCCAGCGUGGAUGGCCUCGGACGGAACCUCCCAACAUGAAGGAGGCUAUGGAUACUACUGUAAAGCUUGUCACGACAAGGAAAUAUUUCAAGCCGACCCAGAUGAUAAUUCGUCCCAAAAAUGUGAAUUAUUAGGAUUCCUGAAGGUACUGGAACAUUGUUUGAUGUAUCAUAACGAUACACUCCCAGUUCCAAUCAUCGCAAUUGAUUCACAGUAUAUCUACAAAAUUCUUACGGGUAUAGCUUUUCCCACCGAGAACUUGGAUGAUUGGUGAGAUAUCUGGAGGACGUUAACUAGAUUUAUACACCUUCCAUUGAUUAGACACACUAAGUCCCAUCGUCCAGAUACUGAUCCAGUGCAUGAGGUAAUUGAUAAGUUCUUGGAAGAUCCACUCCGGACUGACAUAGCCUUGCCUGUCACAUCUACCACUAAUUCUGAAGCAAAUCCACUCCUCGCGUGGCUUCACGAAAAUUGGGGUCACCCGGGACCACGGGCUUGUCAUCAACGUUGGUGCCGAACCAUUACAGAGCUCGCCUCAUAUGGAGCCAGGCGGGAUUGGGAAAAGGUAGCUCAGGCUUGUGAAACAUGUGCUAAAGAGAAGUGUCAUAAAACCAAGCAUCAGAUCGGAGCUUUUGAUUCUUUGCAGUUUCCGGCAGGAAAAGUUUGGCAGGUGGACCUGCUGGGACCCCUCCCAGGGUCUAAACCACCAAAUAAAGGACUAGUUGUGGUUGAUUUGGGGACCAGACAGUUACAGGUUAUUCCCUUGCGAAAAAGCAAUGCCACUGCUGUUAUUACUGCCUUAACUGCUGUGUUUGCCACCUGGCAGCCUCCUCAUGAAAUUCAGUCUGAUGGAGGACCUCCGUUUAACUCUAAUGCUCUGGAUAAAUUUGCUCGUCUUCAUAAUGUGUCAUGGUAUCUUCAUCUGCUGUACCAUCUGCAGUCCAACGGCGUUGUGGACAGACACAUAGGUCUAUACAAGGAGCAGCUUCGCCUUAAAGGAGGAGGGACAUUUAAAAAUUGGACUAAAUUUAAUCACGAUGUCCUUAUUUCACUAAACACUGCUAAGCCGUUAUGGGACAAAGCUAAUGUCCAAAAACCCCCACCUUGGGAGCUCAAGUUCCAACCUGACGAGUUAGUGUGGAUUUCAAUACCGCACCCCCAUCAGUCUCAUCCACAAGUUCACAAAGGGACAGUUCAACGGCCGGGACAAUAUCCCAAUACCUAUUCUGUCCAACUGGAAGAGAAGCCUGAUUGUCCCCCUAUUAUUGUUCCUCACAACUGGAUGACUCGCCGUUCCGACGUUCACCCAGUAUCCUUACAGUGAAACCAAUUAUGAUUUUUUCUCGUUGUGUUUUGUCUUGUUAUUCUGUUUUCUUCACAGGUUUAACCCCAGCAAAAGCGGUAAUUCACAACUACCUGAUUGUGAGACCAGACUGCAGUUCCAGUUGUGCCGUCGGCAAGGGGGCAUGUCAUAACCCAGUGAGUUUGGUGCCUCAGCACUAUGGCAUUUUCUUGACAUGCGAGAGCUUCUUGCACAGCGAGGGUUUUUGCUGCAUAAAGAACCCGCAUGCAGGAGAGAGUUCCCGCCAAUUUGCAGCUGUCUUUGCAGGAUGCAUUUCUCUUUGCAGCACAGAAAUGCGUGGUGCAAAGAGUUCCCGCCAUUCGGAUGUAAAUUCGUGCCCCGCAAUUGGCUAGUGCUAAAUUAUUCACACGUGGCGGCUGGUAAUUGGCUUGCUGGCCAUUUAAAAACUAGCGCGACUUCUGCCCAAGUCGAAGAGCUUUGAGCAUGCUGCAGAGUGCCUCUUAGAGAUCCGACUUGCGGCUAGCUGGUCGAUAGACUGAUCACCUAUCGAUCCUUCUUCCCGUCGCCGAACACAGUCCCAGACGUACCCUUUCCCCGCCGGCUUGAAUUGCGGACAGAUUUACUGGCAUUGGCCUCGCCAGCUGGAGCAACUCACAUUGUUGUCCAGACCACCGAACCGUUUCCGUCACAGCCACCCACGAUUCCUACUAGGCUACGGCACCCUGUUGUGAUGUGGAGGAUGAAGGCCCCAGAAAAGAAGCCCCUGUUUAAAAGAGAGAAGCCAGA
Molecule: messenger RNA, 5992 nt
Organism: Alligator mississippiensis (American alligator)
Lineage: Eukaryota; Metazoa; Chordata; Crocodylia; Alligatoridae
Exons: 2
Coding region: 852-1790 (312 amino acids)
Source: RefSeq, a predicted model, not a curated record